AGCGUUUUGUAUUUUAUACCAUUGGACGGUCUUUUUGAGCCCGCGAUAUAUAUCUACCGCUGUACUUUUUUCGUGGGCGCGUCUGAAUGGAAAAAAUAGGAAAAAUAUUGUAUUGUCAGUAUUUCCUUUCCAGGAUUUUAUCUCUAACAUUCUUGCACACAUAUCAUGAUAAGUAUCGCUUCUCCCGGGGGAUAUGACAAGCUUGAAUACAGACCCUUACCAAAUGAGGGUUUCACAGAAGGCGCCAAUGUCAAACUGCGGAAUAUCCCCGAACAAGAUCUCGUUGUAGUGAAAACUUUCGCAUGUGGGGUCAAUUACGCCGAUAUCUGCAUCCGCUGGGGGCUUUAUGAAUCAGCUAAGAAGUUUGUAGGCUGGCCUAUCACUCCAGGAUUUGAAUUCAGUGGCGUUAUUCAAUGGAAAGGGGAGAAUGUCACAGAGUUUAAAAUCGGGCAAGAGGUCUUUGGGGCGUCCUUAUUCGGGAGUUACUCAGAAUGUAUUCGGGUUCCGAAGAACCAGUUAUUUGCAUUGCCAAAGAAAAUGAGCAAAAAUGAAGCGGCAGGGUUGCCAACUGUUGCUUUGACAGCAUGGUAUGCUUUUUUUGAGCUGGCACAUACUCGCCCUGGAGCCUGGGUUCUAGUGCACUCUGCCGCAGGCGGUGUGGGAAGUAUGCUGGUGCAGAUGGCUAAGAUAGCUGGGUGUCAUGCGGUAGGAGUUGUGGGGGCGGGGCACAAAAUAGACUUUGUUAGAAGCCUUGGUUGUGACCAUGUUAUUGACAAAUCUGCACAGGAUUUGUGGCAAGAAGCAAAAGUUAUCUGUCCAGAUGGCUUUAGUGCAGUCUUUGAUGCUAAUGGAGUUGCCACCUUGAAGCAAAGUUAUGCUCAUCUUGCACCUGGAGGAAAGCUUGUAAUUUAUGGUUUUCAUACCAUGCUCCCAAGAUCAAGUGAUGGUAGUUCUGGCAGUCUUAAUGUGUUCAGCUGGCUGAAGAUGGCUUGGAAUUAUAUCUGGACUCCAGGAUUCAACCCACUCGAGAUGACAACUGCUAAUAAGAGCAUCAUGGCUUUCAACUUGAGUUUCAUGUUUGACCAGAUUGAGCUUCUUGCUGGAGCCAUGAAGCAAAUCAUAGGCUGGGUUGAAGAGGGGCAACUCAAGGUUGCAAGGGUCAGCAGUUAUCCUCUCAAACAAGUUGCUAUGGCCCAUAGAGACUUGGAGUCUGCCCAGACUGUCGGCAAACUUGUUCUAACUAUGAAUGAUCAUUGAGGUGGUAGAAGACCAUGUCCGGUAGCAGAUCUAAGGGGGGGGGGGGGGAUAAAAACCUUCUUUUUGGGCUACUAAAGGAAAUUGUUAUGUGAAAAGAUGACAUAAAGAGCACUCCUCCAAGAGGCAAAUGUAGCAAAAAAAUAAUUGACCUCCCCCCCCCACUCUUUCUCACUAAGCCAUACCAUACCCUGCUUCAGUCAAAAGCUAGAUUCACCCCUGAUGUCAUUUGGUUUUUAUGGGCCUGUUUUCUUAAUCAUGCUGUUACAGGAGAGAUGGAAAGAUAAUCUGAAGGAUCCCAUAAAAAAUACUAACAAAGAAGAUGUAGACUAAUGAGUUCUAGUAAUCUCUUAGUCAAUUCUAAUCUAAAACCAAGGAACUGGAACCCAUUUAGAAGACGUGCCCAAUUCAAAAUGGUACGUUGAACAUUUAAUUUUAAAAGGUGAAAGAGAGGUCUAGGAAUUUAGGGGUUAUCCUAACAAAAUGUUUUUAUUUUUUAUAAAAUAUAUGUUGUUGUUAGAGAAAUAAAACAAUAUCCACAAAUGAACUGAUAUUAGAAGUGAAAUAGAGGUCUAGUAAUUUAGGGGUUAUCCUAACAAAUUGUUUUUAUUUGUUUUAAAAUUAUAUGUUGUUAGAGAAAUAAAACAAUAUUCACCAAGGAACUGAUAUUAGGAGUCUCAAAAGUGUGUAGACAUGAAAUAGACAUCGUAUUAAUAUGAACAAUAGUGAAGACUCCAUUACAUUAAAAGCUCAUGGCAUGGUGUACAUAUUAAUGUAAAACGAAUGAUAAGAAACAGUUUAUGCAGAUUUUUGUCUAAUAAACUGGCAGUAAAAGCA
This is a messenger RNA of Nematostella vectensis (starlet sea anemone), 2091 nucleotides long. RefSeq names its product synaptic vesicle membrane protein VAT-1 homolog. The coding region runs from base 166 to 1257 and encodes 363 amino acids. NCBI's taxonomy places the organism in Eukaryota, Metazoa, Cnidaria, Anthozoa, Actiniaria, Edwardsiidae. The record is from RefSeq and is a predicted model, not a curated record. Gene Ontology annotation, molecular function: oxidoreductase activity. The transcript is spliced from 4 exons. Gene Ontology annotation, cellular component: mitochondrion.